Molecule: messenger RNA, 361 nt
Organism: Myotis myotis
Lineage: Eukaryota; Metazoa; Chordata; Mammalia; Chiroptera; Vespertilionidae
Product: histone H4
Exons: 1
Coding region: 20-331 (103 amino acids)
Biological process (GO): nucleosome assembly
Cellular component (GO): nucleosome
Molecular function (GO): structural constituent of chromatin; DNA binding; protein heterodimerization activity
Source: RefSeq, a predicted model, not a curated record
UGACUUCUGUUCCAUCACCAUGUCCGGUCGCGGCAAAGGCGGGAAGGGCCUGGGCAAGGGCGGCGCCAAGCGCCACCGCAAGGUGCUGCGCGACAACAUCCAGGGCAUCACCAAGCCCGCCAUCCGGCGCCUGGCGCGGCGCGGCGGCGUCAAGCGCAUCUCCGGGCUCAUCUACGAGGAGACGCGCGGGGUGCUCAAGGUCUUCCUGGAGAACGUGAUCCGCGACGCCGUCACCUACACGGAGCACGCCAAGCGCAAGACGGUCACGGCCAUGGACGUGGUCUACGCGCUCAAGCGCCAGGGCCGCACCCUCUACGGCUUCGGCGGCUGAGCCCGUCCCCCCGCCCCGGCUCCCCCCAAA